This is a messenger RNA of Helianthus annuus (common sunflower), 937 nucleotides long. Its product is annotated as protein LURP-one-related 10. The record is from RefSeq and is a predicted model, not a curated record. The transcript is spliced from 3 exons. NCBI's taxonomy places the organism in Eukaryota, Viridiplantae, Streptophyta, Magnoliopsida, Asterales, Asteraceae. The coding region runs from base 109 to 780 and encodes 223 amino acids.
CCAAGUCAACUAAAUUGUCAACGAAGUUAUCAUGUUAAAAGUCUUCCCACAGCUCAUGCUCCAAGCAUCCCAAUCUCAUAGGAACUACAAUCUUAGUGUUAGUUUGUGAUGAUGGCUCAACCUAGUGGUGCACCUGUAUUCCAUCCAUUUUCUGUCAUCAGUCCUGAGUUCAUUGCACCAGAAUCACUUGAAAUUAUAGUCGAUAAGUAUCCUUGUAGAAGCCUUGUGAUCACUGAUAUUAAUCAUAAGAUCUUGCUGAAAGUAAAACCGUGUGACACAACCUUCCAUCGUCAGCGCGUGCUACUUGACGCUAACGACAAGCCCAUCUCGAUGCUCCGGGAUAAGGGUAUGAGUAUGCAUAGUAGAUGGAAUGUAUUUAAGGGUGAAAGUAAAUCCAAUUCGGACAUGAUAUUUAGUGCAAGUAAAGAACACGCAGUGUUCCAGUUUAAGAUCAAUAUUAGAGUGAUGUUGGCAAACAAAAUGAGAAGCAAUGAGUCAUGUGAUUUUAGGAUCAAAGGGAGUUGGUCAAAGGGGAACUUCACUAUAUAUAUGGGAGAUUCUUCAACAGCAAUAGCCGAGAUGAGUAAACCCCAAGCUUUGAAGUACGCUGCGGACAAAUUCACUAUGACAAUCCAACUUAACAUGGACUAUGCAUUUGUGGUUGCACUUUUUGCAAUUGUUGACGCCAUUGAAAACCCUGAUGAGGUUAAAAAAGGUUCCGGUGGGAGUGUUGGAGCUGCGUUUGAUGUUCUUGGUGCUGUUGGUUCACUCGGGAAUUAGACUCAUUUUCCAAUCAAAAGUUCAUGUAUGUGUACUAUUUUGUUGUCUCAUUGUAAAGAUUAAUGUUUUCACAUGAAAUCAUAUGUAUUCUAUUGAAGUUAAAACCAUCACUUUGGUUUUAGUGACGACCAAAAUCCGUCGCCAGUUCCAUCUUUGA